Messenger RNA from Arabidopsis lyrata subsp. lyrata, 654 nucleotides. RefSeq names its product probable histone H2A.3. Gene Ontology annotation, cellular component: nucleosome. Gene Ontology annotation, molecular function: DNA binding; protein heterodimerization activity; structural constituent of chromatin. NCBI's taxonomy places the organism in Eukaryota, Viridiplantae, Streptophyta, Magnoliopsida, Brassicales, Brassicaceae. Bases 85 to 480 code for a protein of 131 amino acids. The record is from RefSeq and is a predicted model, not a curated record. The transcript is spliced from 2 exons.
AAUUCAUUAUUGCUUUUUUUUUUUUUUGUGACAGAAAAUUCUCAGUUACGCUUCGUCCAUACUUAUUUUUCUUGGGUAGUAGAAAUGGCGGGUCGGGGAAAACAACUUGGAUCUGGUGCGGCGAAGAAGUCUACUUCUCGUAGUAGCAAGGCUGGGCUUCAAUUCCCUGUGGGUCGUAUCGCUCGAUUUUUGAAAGCCGGUAAGUACGCCGAGCGUGUUGGUGCCGGAGCUCCGGUCUAUCUCGCCGCCGUUCUUGAAUACCUCGCCGCUGAGGUUCUUGAGCUCGCUGGGAACGCAGCAAGAGAUAACAAGAAGACCCGUAUUGUUCCUCGACACAUUCAACUUGCUGUGAGGAACGAUGAGGAACUAAGCAAGCUACUUGGAGAUGUGACUAUUGCUAAUGGAGGAGUGAUGCCUAACAUCCAUAAUCUCCUUCUCCCCAAGAAGUCUGGUCCCUCUAAGCCUACUGAGGAAGAUUAGGGAAAGCUGGAAAAUGGUUGAUAUCAGAUAAUGCUUAGGACUGUUUUUGUUUUUUUUUUUUUUAUUUGCUUUUCCUCUGCAGUAAUGGCAGCUGUGUGGUUGUACUAGUUGUUAAGGAUAACUUUGUUUCACUUUGUGUGAAUAGAUGAAGAAUAUUGUUCUCUAUUUGCUUAA